AUGACAGAAGAUAAAGAAACCAUUCCUCAUAUUGCAAUAUUAGUAUUAGAUGAUGAAAUACCAAACAUCACUUCCAAAUAUGGAGAUUUCGGAGACAAUACAAUAAAUUUCUUAUCAAAAGCAUCAAAUCAAUUACCACCGACGGUCAAAUAUCAAUUAAAAUCAGAAAAUUCAGAAUUUUUAAAUGGUCAAUAUUCAAAAUUAAAUCUUAAUUUACAGAAUAAUUAUAUUAUAGGAUUUAUCUUGACUGGAUCAAGAUCAGAUAGUUUUAGAAGUGAUAUUGAAUGGAUUAAUAGGUUGAAUAAUUUCAUAACUGAGCAAUUAGUUCCAUCAAAUUUACCCUCCAUUGGACUUUGCUUUGGUCAUCAGAUCCUUUGUAAGAAUUUAGGAUGUAAGAUUGAUCGAAAUGAUAAAGGUUGGGAAUUAGGUACUGCUACAAUAAACCUCAAUACAGAAAUUUUCAAAAUUUCGAACUCGCCAUUCUUGGAAUUAAAAUUGGACAAUGAAGAACUACUUAAUCAUUUAAAUUUAAUUGAAUUUCAUCGUGAUAUUGUCUAUGGAUUACCUAAUGCUUUAACUGAUGAUGAUAAGUAUUUAAAUAUUGGAUCGACUUCAAAUUGUGCAAUUCAAGGAAUAAUAGGUGGAAAUAUAUUGACAUUUCAAGGACAUCCUGAAUUUGAAACUGAUUAUUCUUUAGACUUGUUAAAACUGAAGUUUGAUGCCGGUGUAAUUGAAUUGAAAGAAUAUGAAAAGGCAAAAUAUCAUACUGAGACAUUAAACAAUCAAGGUGUAUUGAUUGGAAAAGUUAUAUUGAAAUUUAUAGAAGAUAAUAGACAAUAA
Molecule: messenger RNA, 840 nt
Organism: Insectozyma verbasci
Lineage: Eukaryota; Fungi; Ascomycota; Pichiomycetes; Serinales; Debaryomycetaceae
Source: the annotation of a GenBank genome assembly